AUGUCGUCUCGGCAAAUGGACGAUGGAGGAGCAGACUCGUCGCCCUUGUCUACUCCUCCUCCCCUGGACCCCGAAAAUAAUUAUCCUCCUCGGUCGGUCGCUGCAUCCUUGAAUCCCAGUAAUAAUCAUCACCAUCAUAUCAAUCACAACGAUUCGUCAUCCACCACUGCCGAACAGCACACGGCUGGCCGGACCACCGCCAAACAUACUUCUUCAGCCACCAGCCAACCCUCGGCAAACAACAAAUCAUCCAAAGCAACGUCGUCGUCGACCACCAAUUCGGCCGCCCCCAAGAGGGCUUACCGGAGGAGAGACCAGCAACAACAGCAGCAGCAGCAGCAGCAGCAGCAGCAGCAAGAGCAGCCGUCCUCCACCGUUUCGACAAGCGACACGAUUCACCAAAAUAAUCAUGACCUCCAUUCCCUCUCUUCCAAUACUUCCCCCACCCUAACUCACAAUAAAAAUAACAACGACAGCACCACGACCUUUGAACCCAGAAUCUCGAAACCCCGGAAACCUCGCGCCGCACCGACCAGUGCCAGCGCCAAUCCCACGACGGCUCGCAAGAGACAAAAGACGUCGUCGUCGGACGCGUUAAGCGAAUCCAACAACAGGGCCAUGCAGCAUGACCCCCAUCAGCCCAAGAUCACCGAUCUAGUGGGGUCACCACGCUUGCAACAGCAGCAGCAGCAGCAACAACAACAGCACUACCACCACCACCUUAAUCAACAGCAGCAACCGCAACAGUCGUCGUCUAUGACGCUGUCCUCGGCCGCGCACUCUCCUGUUUCCGAAUCAGGUAAUCAUCCUGACGCUAUUCGGCGCUCCUCGCAACCCCCGUCCAUCUCCCACCCCGUCUCCAUUUCAGCCCUGUCAUCCUCAUCCUCGGCCCAACCCUCCCCUCGCUCCAGCGGCCAAAAUUAUGAUCCCAUUCGCUCUGCCACCAUUGAGCUCGCCGAGAUCGCUGCUGCUCCGGCGCGCAAUCCGUUUACCGGUCCGUCUGCCUCUUCCUUGACGCCACGUACCGCCAAUCGUGCGAGCGCUUCGCCGUCCAUUGCCAGUCUCAUUGAUCCUCCGACCGUUGCGCCGUCGGCUGCUUCUCAUUCGCUCGCCGCGAAUGCCUCCAAGUUGGCUACCACGACAAAUGGCAGUAAUGGCGUCUCCACCCCGGGGUCCGCCUCUCCCUCGACGAUUCACGUAACCUUGUCCCCGCCCAAGUCCACGUCAACACCGGUCAAUGAUCGAGCAGCGCCUCCGAAACCUGAGUCGCCCGAAGACGAGAAGCCAUGCCCGCCGGAGCCUAAACGAUCGCUGAAUGCGAAUAAUAGCAAUAAAAAGGCCACCGCCAGUGCUGGCCCCGCGUCCAGUGCACCUUCACCCAAACCUGCCCGGCAAAAGGAGAAUGCUCCACGGGCACAGGGCAAUGGGCUCCUCUCGAGCUCACUCUUUGGCGGACCCACGCCAUUGCCAACGGACGGCACCGACACGCACGCGCCGACGGUGAUUUUGGAGAUUCCCCUCAAGGGCGAGACCAACAAGUAUGUCAACUUUGCACGGAUGGCAGAGGAACGAUAUGGCUUUAAUGCGCUGCACCCGCGUCUCGCUGCGCAAAAGGAGCGGCUUGCCCGGGUUGCUGCGGCAGGAGCGGCACUCGAAAAGGGACUCAAUGGAGCCGCGGGCGCCGGAUCUCCCGACGACAUGUCGCUCGAUCUUUCGGAGCCCGAGAGCAAUGUCGAGAUGGGCGGCAUGGACGGCGACAGCACAGCCAAUGAGAAGCCCAAGAAGCGCAAGCCCAAGGUGGAAGACUACAACAAGGAUGAUCCAUUCAUUGACGACUCGGAGAUGCUCUGGGACGCGCAGCGCGCCGCCAGUAAAGACGGAUUCUUCGUCUAUAGCGGCCCUCUCAUUCCCGAGGGCGAGAAGCCUGCCAUUGAGAGGGCCGAUGGCACUGUCCGACGUGGCCGUGGUCGCGGCCGUGGCGGCACGACCCGCGGUGGAGGACGCGGUAGUGGCACCGGACGAGGUGGAGGAACAGUUCGCAAGCCCCGCGUCACCAAGGCAGAUCGAGCGCGCAUGGAGCAGGAAAAGAUUGAGCGAGAAAAGAUGGCCUCGUUGGCUUCCAAGCCCAGUACCUAUCCUGGAUAA
Messenger RNA from Xylona heveae TC161, 2145 nucleotides. RefSeq names its product HPC2-domain-containing protein. NCBI's taxonomy places the organism in Eukaryota, Fungi, Ascomycota, Xylonomycetes, Xylonales, Xylonaceae. The coding region runs from base 1 to 2145 and encodes 714 amino acids. The transcript is spliced from 2 exons. The record is from RefSeq and is a predicted model, not a curated record.